Molecule: messenger RNA, 2142 nt
Organism: Humulus lupulus (European hop)
Lineage: Eukaryota; Viridiplantae; Streptophyta; Magnoliopsida; Rosales; Cannabaceae
Product: ankyrin repeat-containing protein BDA1-like
Exons: 2
Coding region: 257-1690 (477 amino acids)
Molecular function (GO): protein binding
Source: RefSeq, a predicted model, not a curated record
AUUAAAAAAAAAAAAACCCCUCAUUGUGAAUCCUCGCUCCAUUUCUGAUUGUCUUCCUCAUUGACAUAUUUGAACAUAAGUCGUACAACCAUAGAGGUAUUAACUUUUCAGAAGUUUCACAAUAUGAUUCAUUAUAUAAGUGUUUAUUCAUAAUGCGUUGCUGACUCCUGUGGGUUAGUAAUUAGCACAUCUUCUUUUCAAAUCUCUCCUCUCUCUAUCCUUUUUCACAAUUAAUCUAAGUACGAGCACGAGCACGAUGGAAACAGCAUUGAGUAGGAGUACUCAUGAUAGAGAUGAUGCCACAGUAUCAAUGCUCUUUGAGGCCUCAGUGGAAGGAUCUGUAGUGACCUUGAACUCCUUAUUCCAAGAAGACCCUUUAAUUAUGACAAGAAUUUCACUCACCACUUCCACUAAAUCUCCUUUGCACAAUUCAGCUGCGCUCAACCACCUGGAUUUCACUAAACAACUUCUGAAGCUGAAACCGCAGCUUGCUUCGGAGCUGGACUCCUUCAAACGCUCGCCUCUUCACUUGGCUGCGGCCGAGGGGCACAUGGAGAUAGUCCGAGCCUUGCUACACGAAAAUAAAGAUGUUUGCUUUGUUAAAGACAAAUAUGGAAAAAUCCCUCUCCACUAUGCCGCCAUGAGAGGCCGCGUCGACGUAAUUCGACUUCUGAUUGAUGCCCAAAGUGAGUCGGUCUUUGAGGUGCUUCCAAGUGGAGAAACAGCUCUACAUCUAUGCGUUCAGCAUAACCAUUUGGAGGCUCUCAAACUGUUGGUGGAAGCAGUGGAUCGUCACAACGCCGAGUUCCUCAACGCCAAAGACCGAGAAACUCAGAACACUGUUUUGCAUUUAGCUGUUAUGCUGAACCAAGUUGAGACUGUAGAAUACUUGGUUUCCACACCUGGUGUGGAAGAAGACACCUUAAAUGGAAACGGCUACAAAGCGGCUGAUCUCCUAGUCCUUGACGACCCUUCAACAGAUUUUAACACCGUCAGAAUCCGACACCUCAUGGGUAUCGACAGCAACCACCAUCCAAAAUCAAUGUAUCGGAUCUCCUGGGUCACUGAGCUUCUGACAGAGUACAAGAGAGAUUGGCUGAAAGAGAUGAGAGGGUCAAUCAUGGUGGUAGCCACCGUAAUAGCAUCCACUACGUUUUACACCGCAUUCAACCCACCGGGCGGUGUCUGGCAAGAAAGUACAAACACCACCGACAUCGACCCUAAUGCACCCUUUAACUGCGACAAAAGAGCAUGCAUGGCCGGAACAGCGGUGCUGGCUUAUGCCUGGACAGAUGACUUUCUCACAUUCAUAGAAUACAACAGCGUUGCCUUUCUUGCUGCGCUUAGUGUCGUGCUUUUGAUAGUCGGCGGAUUCCCUCUCAAGAGCAAGAUUGGCAUCUGGCUCUUGACUAUGGUCAUCUGUGUCACUUUGACGUUUACGGCUCUCACUUUCCUCCAUGGGAUAUUCUUGGUCACUCCCGACCAUGUUUUGGGUCCCGUAACAUAUAUCUACAAGACGUCGUUUAAAAUUUGGAUUGGGCUCCUUGUAGCCAUCGGUGUUUAUCACACGAUUCACUUCAGCAUGUGGGUUUACAAGAUUUUGCGGAGGGGGAGGAGCGAUACGAUAAUCUUGAUGAGGCGUCAGUGGCUGGCGCCUUGGUUUUGUAGUUGUGGGGUACGUUACCCUUAGUUAAUGGCUGCAUAUGCUAAUAGAAGAAGAAAAAUAGCAAGAGAGAAGGGAAUUAAUGGAGACGAUACCCAUCACUUGCAAAGAUUGUAUUAAUUAAUUAUGUUAUAUCAUCAUCAUCUUAGAAUAAGUAGAAUUAGCCGGCCGGUGAGCGUGUGUGGCUCUUGCUCUUACCUGUACGUCGUGACCCCAGACGAGAUUUUAUCUAUAUAAAGAUGUGUGUAUUGGGUGGGUCUGCGCUCAUUAUGCCGCGCGAACGUCCGACUUAUAUAUAUUGUAAUGUGUAUUGGAUUUCUUUUUCUUCCAUUACUAGAGUAGUGAUGCUUGUAUGAGUAGUGGUUUAGAAUAUGUGCACACACUAAAACGAAAUAUCAUAAUUUUAAUUAUGUAUUUUCUCUUUUUUAUGUAUGAUUACUAUUAUUUUUGAAAGUGCGAGAACAUAUUUUUAUUACUUA